AUGAGGAUCAGUUUUCCCACACUGCUGUCCAAAGUCUGGGAGCAGAUCAAGGAGAAGCUCCACUUCAGUCCAGUCAUUCUGGACCCAAACACGGCAAACGGCUUUCUCUAUCUGUCUGAUGAUCUGACCAGCGUGAGAUGUGGAGACACAAAGCAGAAGCUUCCUGAAAACCCAGAGAGAAACACUAAGUACAGCGAUGUGUUUGGCUCUGAGGGCUUCAGCUCAGGGACACACAGCUGGGAGGUGGAGGUGGGAGAUCAUCCACGCUGGAGAGUGGGUUUGGUUAAAGAGUCAGUUAACAGGAAGGGAAAGCGAUCUGCUUCACCAGAAUAUGGAAUCUGGUGUUUAUGGCAUGGUGAUGGAAAAUAUACCAAUAGUGUUGGUAAGACCGUGACAGUGAAGAAGAGUCUCCAGAGGAUCAGAGUCCAGCUGGACUAUGACAUGGGGGAGGUGUCCUUCUACAACUCUGAAGACAUGACUCCCAUCUACACUCACAGAGACACUUUCACUGAAAAACUCUUCCCUUUUUUUGGAGUUGAUACAAACACGGCAAGUCCAGGUCUCUAUCUGUCUGAUGAUCUGACCAGCGUGAGAUGUGGAGACAUAGAGCAGAAGCUUCCUGAAAACCCAGAGAGAAACUCUACAUAUCCUUCUGUGUUUGGCUCUGAGGGCUUCAGCUCAGGGAGACACAGCUGGGAGGUGGAGGUGGGAGAUCAUCCACGCUGGAAUGUGGGUUUGGUUAAAGAGUCAGUUAACAGGAAGGGAAAGCGAUCUGCUUCACCAGAAGAUGGAGUUUGGUGUUUAUUGCAUCGUGAUGGAAAAUAUGCCGAUGGUGCUGGUGAGACUGUGACAGUGAAGAAGAGUCUCCAGAGGAUCAGAGUCCAGCUGGACUAUGACAUGGGGGAGGUGUCCUUCUACAACUCUGAAGACAUGACUCACAUCUACACUCACAGAGACACUUUCACUGAGAAACUCUUCCCUUAUUUCUGCGUUUACCCAGCAGGAAACGCUAAAACAUCCAACAUCAAAAUCUACAUAGAGCAGAAGCUUCCUGAAAACCCAGAGAGAAACACUAAGUACAGCACUGUGUUUGGCUCUGAGGGCUUCAGCUCAGGGACACACAGCUGGGAGGUGGAGGUGGGAGAUCAUCCUUGCUGGGGUGUGGGUUUGGUUAAAGAGUCCGUUAACAGGAAGGGAAAGCGAUCUGCUUCACCAGAAUAUGGGAUCUGGAGUUUAUGGCAUCGUGAUGGAAAAUAUACCGACUGUGCUGGUGAGACUGUGACAGUGAAGAAGAGUCUCCAGAGGAUCAGAGUCCAGCUGGACUAUGACAUGGGGGAGGUGUCCUUCCACAACUCUGAAGACAUGACUCACAUCUGCACUCACAGAGACACUUUCACUGAGAAACUCUUCCCUUAUUUCAGUGUUGGUCCAGCUAAAGACGCUAAAACAUCCGACAUCAAAAUCUGUUAA
Messenger RNA from Menidia menidia (Atlantic silverside), 1470 nucleotides. Lineage: Eukaryota; Metazoa; Chordata; Actinopteri; Atheriniformes; Atherinopsidae. The record is from the annotation of a GenBank genome assembly.